Molecule: messenger RNA, 1452 nt
Organism: Pichia membranifaciens NRRL Y-2026
Lineage: Eukaryota; Fungi; Ascomycota; Pichiomycetes; Pichiales; Pichiaceae
Exons: 1
Coding region: 1-1452 (483 amino acids)
Biological process (GO): intracellular glucose homeostasis; glycolytic process; glucose 6-phosphate metabolic process
Cellular component (GO): cytosol; mitochondrion
Molecular function (GO): fructokinase activity; mannokinase activity; ATP binding
Source: RefSeq, a predicted model, not a curated record
AUGAACAGCACAGUAAAGGCCAAGGUCGACGAGAUCACCCAGGCUUUCGAGCUCGACAAGACCCGUUUGCAGGACUUGGUGGAGCUCUUCAACGAGUCCGCCGACUACGGGCUCGCCCACACGUCCGCCGGCAGGGAGGCGAUGCCGAUGAUCCCCACGUUCGUGACGUCGAUCCCCACGGGGAAGGAGAAGGGCGUGCUUCUGGCCGCAGACUUGGGUGGCACGAACUUCAGGGUCUGCUCGGUGACGCUCAACGGCGACCACACGUUCGACUUGGUCCAGUCCAAGAGCCACAUCCCAACAGACCUGAUGACGUCAUCGUCGGAGGAGCUCUUCUCGUACUUGGCGUCCAAGAUCGGGGCCUUUGUCAGACAGCACCACAACGAGAAGUUCGACGCCGAAGCCAGCGGCGACGCCGCCGCCGCCGAGGCCGGCAAGCUGAAGUUGGGCUUCACCUUCAGCUUCCCCGUCGAGCAGACCUCGUUGGACUCGGGCACCUUGAUCAGAUGGACCAAGGGCUUCGACAUCCCGGACACAAUCGGCCAGGACGUCGUCAAGCUUCUCCAGUCCCACAUCGACAAGCAGAAAAUCCCUGUGCAUGUCGCCGCGUUGGCCAACGACACCGUCGGCACCUUGCUUGCCCGCUCCUACACGGGUGAAAACAAGGAAGGGUUGACCUCUUUGGGCUGCAUCUUCGGAACAGGUACCAACGGUGCCUACAACGAGAAGAUCGACAACAUCGUCAAGCUCCCUAAGGACGUUGUCGCGGACCUGAAGGCCAAGAACAUCACCCACAUGGUCAUCAACACCGAGUGGGGCUCCUUCGACAACGAGUUGAAGCGCUUGCCCGUCACCAAGUACGACGUCGAGGUCGACAACAUUUCCUCUAACAAGGGCUACCACAUGUUUGAGAAAAGAGUCAGCGGGAUGUUCUUGGGCGAGAUCUUGAGAAACGUGCUUCUAGACUUGCACUCCCAGGGCGUCCUCUUCACACAGUACGCAAGGAAAGAGGACUUGCCCCACAGACUAAGAACCCCGUGGCUCCUCUCCUCUGAAGGUAUGUCUUUGUUUGAGAUCGACGACUCCACCAACUUGAUUGCCACGGAGUUGGAGUUGAAAAACAUGCUUAGAUUGCCAACCACCGUCGAGGAGCGUUUGGCCAUUCAGCAGAUCACCCGGGCCAUUGCAAAAAGAGCCUCCCACCUCGCCGCCGUUCCAAUCACAGCCUUGGUCAUCAAGAUGGACGCCUUCAAGGGACACAACAUUGAGGUCGACGUCGGUGUCGACGGUUCUGUCGUCGAGUUCUACCCGGGCUUCAGAACCAUGAUGCGUGACGCCAUUGCAGACACCCAGGUCGGCGCUAAGGGUGAGAGAAGACUACACAUCAACAUUUCCAAAGACGGUUCCAGUGUUGGUGCGGCGUUAUGUGCGCUCAGUAACGACACUAUAUGA